AUGUUCGAUACCUACCAGAAGUGUUCGAAAAUCUUCAGGCCCUGGGACAACGUGCAAAAAACCAGUCCCGCCACGCCAACACCCCCGCCAAGUGAACCGGAAGUGUCGCAGAGUGCUUACAGUUUGCCCGGAGCUUCCGGGUUGUACCAGGAUUACCCGGUUUAUCCGCCGCAAGGGAAUAUCGCCCAGUAUUUGGGGCUGACGUCGGGGGACGCCAUGUUCUUGGAGCAGCUGUCCAACGGUUACGCGCUGGAGGAGUACAACAGGAUUUUGACUCAGGAGCAGCAGCAGAAACUGAUACAGGCCCGGAAGCAAAGACCGAAGAAGUACAAGUGUCCGCAUUGUGAUGUUGGGUUCUCAAACAAUGGACAGUUAAAAGGACACAUCAGAAUUCACACCGGAGAAAGACCCUUUAAAUGUGAUGAAAAAGACUGCGGAAAAACGUUCACCAGAAACGAAGAGCUGACGAGACACAAAAGGAUUCACAGCGGCCUUCGUCCUUUCCCUUGUACCCAAUGCGGGAAACGUUUUGGUCGCAAGGACCACUUGAAAAAACACCUCAAAACUCACUAUCCCACUCGGGGGAUGUACGCCGUCCCCAUCAUGCUACCGUACGAGGCGUUCACCUCUCCCUCCCCUUACCCCCUUAUGAAUCUAAUGUAUUAAACGGGGGAUUUUAGUUGGGGGUGUUAAAGCAAUGUA
This is a messenger RNA of Aethina tumida (small hive beetle), 702 nucleotides long. RefSeq names its product zinc finger and SCAN domain-containing protein 2 (gene hkb). The record is from RefSeq and is a predicted model, not a curated record. Gene Ontology annotation, biological process: regulation of transcription by RNA polymerase II. Gene Ontology annotation, molecular function: RNA polymerase II cis-regulatory region sequence-specific DNA binding; DNA-binding transcription factor activity, RNA polymerase II-specific. The coding region runs from base 1 to 666 and encodes 221 amino acids. The transcript is spliced from 2 exons. Lineage: Eukaryota; Metazoa; Arthropoda; Insecta; Coleoptera; Nitidulidae.